This is a messenger RNA of Drosophila teissieri, 3658 nucleotides long. RefSeq names its product guanylate cyclase 32E (gene Gyc32E). Bases 1 to 3558 code for a protein of 1185 amino acids. Lineage: Eukaryota; Metazoa; Arthropoda; Insecta; Diptera; Drosophilidae. The transcript has 23 exons. Gene Ontology annotation, molecular function: guanylate cyclase activity; peptide receptor activity; ATP binding. Gene Ontology annotation, biological process: cGMP biosynthetic process; protein phosphorylation; intracellular signal transduction. The record is from RefSeq and is a predicted model, not a curated record.
AUGCCAGGCGUUUGUGCCACCACCGCUGCAUUCUCCUGCAUCGUCGUCCUUCUCAGCUGUCCUUUGGUCUCCGGAGCCGCCGUCUCCUCCAUGCGCCGACUGUCGGACACGAUAAAUAUUGGAUUCCUAGCGGAAUAUUCACAGAUGCGAGUGACGCUGGGCGGACUGCCACUGGCCAUCGAGGAUGUGAACAAGAAUCCCAACCUUUUGCCGGGCAAGAAGUUGGCCUUCAAGCCGGUUGACAUUGGUCACAAAAUGAGCGCCUACCGCGUGAAACCAUUGAGGGCGAUGACACAGAUGCGGGAAGCUGGCGUGACCGCAUUCAUCGGUCCCGACGAGAGCUGCACCACGGAGGCGCUGCUGGCCUCCGCCUGGAACACACCAAUGCUCUCCUUCAAAUGCUCGGAUCCAAUUGUCUCCAACAAAAGUACAUUUCACACCUUUGCACGAACCUUAGCUCCUGCUUCCAAGGUCUCGAAAAGUGUUAUCAGUCUGCUGAACGCCUUUCAUUGGAAUAAAUUCUCCAUAGUAGUCAGCUCAAAACCGAUUUGGGGCUCGGAUGUAGCCCGUGCCAUUCAGGAAUUGGCGGAAGCCCGGAACUUUACCAUCAGUCACUUUAAAUAUAUUUCGGACUACAUACCAACCACAAAGACACUUUCGCAGAUCGAUAAAAUUAUUGAAGAAACAUAUGCCACCACUCGCAUCUACGUGUUCAUCGGGGAGCACAUUGCCAUGGUGGACUUUGUGCGUGGCCUCCAGAAUCGUCGGCUGCUCGAGAGUGGGGACUACAUCGUGGUUUCGGUGGACGACGAGAUCUACGACUCGAAUCGAAGGGUGAACAUUAUGGAACGUAAUUAUUUAGAUCCUUAUAUUAGAAAAGAAAAGAGCAAAUCGCUGGACAAAAUCUCAUUUCGUUCAGUUAUAAAAAUAAGCAUGACAUAUCCACAAAACCCCCAUAUUCGCGACAUUUGUUCAAAAAUAAAAGAUUAUGCCCGAAAAACUCCAUUUCUGGUGCCAUAUCAUCAACGUGUCUUUGACAACAUAUCGGUUCCCAUAUAUGGCCUACAUCUUUACGACAGUGUUAUGAUCUAUGUUCGAGCGAUAACAGAAGUUUUAAGACUGGGCGGUGAUAUUUACGAUGGCAACUUGGUAAUGAGUCACAUUUUCAAUAGGUCCUAUCAUUCCAUUCAAGGAUUUGAUGUUUACAUAGACUCUAAUGGCGAUGCUGAGGGUAAUUACACAGUCAUAACUCUGCAAAACGAUGUGGGCAGUGGAACCUCGGUAGGUUCUCUAGCCAAGAUGUCCAUGCAGCCAGUUGGGUUCUUUGCCUACGACAAGAACUCGGAUAUUCCAGAGUUCCGCUACAUAAAGAAUGAUAGACCCAUCCAAUGGCUAAAUGGGCGUCCUCCGCUCGCGGAACCCCUAUGUGGUUUUCAUGGCGAACUGUGUCCCCGAAAGAAACUCGACUGGCGUUACCUGGUAUCGGGUCCACUAUGUGCCCUCGUUGUGGUUGUGGCUAUUGCUCUGCUAAUCAAGCAUUACCGAUAUGAACAGACUCUGGCAGGUCUUUUGUGGAAAGUGGACAUGAAGGAUGUCACCGUCAUAAAUCUGGGCGAAUACAACAAUCCCACUAAUAAGAAUAUUUUCCAAAUCUGCCGUCAAAGCAUUUUAGUGGUUGGUGAGCCCAACAAAAGGUCCUUUACCAAUAUAGCUCUAUAUCGUGGCAAUAUUGUGGCCAUGAAAAAGAUUCACAAAAAGAGCGUGGACAUCACCCGAUCCAUUCGCAAGGAACUGAAACUGAUGCGAGAGGUGCGGCAUGAGAACAUUAUCAACUUCAUUGGCGCGUCCACGGAUCACGGAUCCGUGAUCCUCUUCACCACUUACUGUGCACGCGGCAGUUUGGAGGACGUGCUGGCCAACGAAGAUUUGCAUCUGGACCACAUGUUCAUCUCGUCCCUCGUGUCCGAUAUCCUAAAGGGAAUGAUCUAUCUGCACGACUCGGAGAUAAUAUCCCAUGGCAACCUUCGAUCCAGCAACUGCCUCAUCGACUCCCGAUGGGUGUGCCAAAUAUCGGACUUUGGACUCCACGAGCUGAAAGCAGGCCAAGAAGAGCCCAACAAGAGUGAACUGGAACUGAAACGUGCCCUCUGCAUGGCGCCGGAGCUUUUGAGGGACGCCUACCGACCAGGACGCGGAUCCCAAAAGGGGGACGUCUAUUCCUUUGGGAUUCUGCUCUACGAGAUGAUUGGCCGCAAAGGACCUUGGGGCGACACGGCCUACUCAAAAGAGGAAGUCAUCCAGUUUGUCAAGUGCCCGGAAAUGCUGCAGCACGGAGUAUUCCGACCUGCUCUGACCCACACCCACUUGGACAUUCCGGACUACAUCCGGAAGUGCCUGUGCCAAUGCUGGGAUGAAGAUCCCGAGGUCCGGCCCGAUAUCAGGCUGGUUCGCAUGCACUUGAAGGAGCUUCAGGCUGGCUUAAAACCCAAUAUAUUCGACAACAUGCUAUCGAUAAUGGAGAAGUAUGCUUACAAUCUCGAGGGUUUGGUUCAGGAGCGAACUAAUCUGCUGUACGAAGAGAAGAAGAAAACCGAUAUGCUCCUUUAUCAGAUGCUGCCAAGACCUGUGGCCGAGCUCCUGAAGCGAGGAGAUCCUGUCGAGGCUGAAUGCUUCGACUGUGUCACUAUAUUGUUCAGUGACAUAGUGGGAUUCACCGAACUCUGCACCACAAGCACUCCCUUCGAGGUGGUGGAGAUGCUAAACGAUUGGUACACCUGCUGCGACUCCAUCAUAUCCAACUAUGAUGUCUAUAAGGUUGAGACCAUUGGCGAUGCCUAUAUGGUGGUGUCCGGACUGCCACUGCAGAAUGGAAGUCGUCAUGCUGGGGAGAUAGCCUCACUGGCUCUCCAUCUCUUGGAGACGGUGGGUAAUCUCAAGAUCCGGCACAAGCCCACCGAGACAGUUCAGCUGCGCAUUGGAGUUCACUCAGGUCCUUGUGCAGCAGGUGUAGUGGGUCAGAAGAUGCCCAGAUAUUGCCUCUUCGGGGACACGGUGAACACGGCAAGUCGCAUGGAGAGCACUGGUGACUCCAUGAGAAUCCAUAUAUCCGAAGUCACCUACCAACUGCUCCAGGUGAUCGGUAGCUAUGUGUGCAUUGAAAGAGGUCUCACCAGCAUAAAGGGCAAGGGCGACAUGCGAACCUAUUGGCUGACCAAGCGCCAGCAAGCGGAGCUAACUCCGGAUCUGAUUAGCACCGUGGACACCUUGGACACCUACUGCUCUGGGGCACGAGAGAGCAUGGAGGCCGCAGUCCACCAAUAUUGUAGUCCAGCUACGAAUAAUUACAGAUCGGGAUCCUGCAACUGUGACACCAAGUGUUUGUAUAGCCGUCGAUCGGACGACAACGUGACCAAUUCCCAUGGAACUUCCGAAUUUCCAAAGAUCAGUGAACCCACGCAGGUCAAUUGCAAUCAAUUAUGUGUUUGCCGAUUGAACAGCAAUCAAGUGUUCAGUAAUCGAGGUCCGCGAUCGGCGCCCAGUAUCACAUUUAGACUAUAAGCAUACAAUUAUAAUUACCUUUAGGCUCCUUGAUCGACGUGAAUUACUGCAACAUCUCUUUUACAAUAUGUUAAACUAUUAUUACACAAAUUCCGCGAAA